This is a messenger RNA of Dreissena polymorpha, 5721 nucleotides long. RefSeq lists its product as uncharacterized. Bases 136 to 1164 code for a protein of 342 amino acids. The record is from RefSeq and is a predicted model, not a curated record. The transcript has 5 exons. NCBI's taxonomy places the organism in Eukaryota, Metazoa, Mollusca, Bivalvia, Myida, Dreissenidae.
AGUCGGACCAUGUUAGGAUUGAACAUUAACAGACACAGUAUGGUUGGUGGCUUUUUGUGUUAGUUACCACUACAAGACUGAAAGUUAAUUAUAUUACCAUAAUAGAGGGAACAAAGAAAACAAUCAGGGACCAAGAUGCGUUUUUUAAGAUAUUCAGUAGUAACUAGACAGUACCUCAUGAAAUGUGUUUCAAUAUUAUAUAUACUUUUUUUCAUAGAAUUCCUUUUCUUAAACAUCGCCUGUAUUUACCUCAUGUGGCAAUUCAGAGAAUUGCUGACUGAUGUAAAAUUGAUAUUAAGCAACCCGUACAGUCUCGAUACAAUGACCAACGUUCUCUCCAAGUACAAGUUCUUUAGAGAAGCUGUCCAUAGUGGAAAAAAUGGAGGAUUUAAACAUUUAAUGGACUAUACUCUAUCGAGAUUGUACGUAGAGAACGAUCGGCCGUGUGACUGGGGUUGCAACAAUACAACCAAUCAACAAACUUCUGCAGCAGAUCCUGGCAGCCACUGGAUUAACACACUCCGUUUGGAUGUUUCAAGUUCAGUAGAAGCAACCUUUGUAAUGAAACAAAUGCAAAAAUACAGACACCAACCGUGGCAGAAGCUGGUGGUUGACAUCGGGGCCAAUGACGGACUCAUGUCAAGUAACUCUUUCAACUUCAUUCAGCGCGGAUGGAGCGCUAUUCUUGUGGAACCGCAGAAGGGGCAACUGGAGAUGGCCAAGAAGAACCUUUACGGAUUUACAAAUCAAAGUCCAGGUCAGAAAGUCACAUUUGUUGAGGGGGUUAUCAGUGAUCAUGAUGGAACGGAGACGAUGUUAUUGUCGCCAGAUGUGGUUUCCAUGGAAACGAGGGUUAUUCCAAAUUCAGGAGAUAGUGUCCUUACAAUCACAGUCAACAGUUAUUCUGUUCAGACUUUUGCAAAAAAAUAUGAUGUUCCGAAAUAUUUUGGAAUUCUCUCAAUAGAUGCUGAAGGGUUGGAUGUAAAGAUAUUAAAACAGUGGAUGGACCUUGACUUUCGUCCGAUGUACAUCAUAGUGGAGUUUCUUCAUCAGCCAAAUCAGGACACUGGGCGGGAAAGUCUUGAAAAACUAGGGUACCAUCGUAUAGGACGUAUUGGCUUCAAUCACAUUUAUGAAUAUGACAUCACCCUUAUAGUUUCCUAGUGAUGACACGUAAACCCUAGUAUUAAAAAAUCACCUACAUACCCAAGUGUUCAACAAUUGUGCUUAGUGUUUCCUAGUGCUAUCUAGUGAUUCCUAAUGAUAUCAUGUGUGCACACUAGGUUAAAAAACAGACUCUUAGUGUUUUAGUGAUUUUAAGUGUGGCUUAGUAUUCUGCCCACUUGUAUAUAGUAAGGUCAUUGUCUUUUUGGUUUUUGACUGGAUUAUAUUGUGCUACUUUUGCUCUACUAGAGUGUACAUCUUUAACUAGUCUAUAUAAUAGUCUUUAUCUACUCUAGUGUAAUUGCUUUUAAAAUAUUUGACAAUUGAUACACUGCAUAAAUAUCAAAAUAACUUCUGUCAAAAAUAGAUUUUUGUUAUAUAAUCUUGCCAUAACAAGUAUUUUCGUUGUUAAAUCUUUAGAGUCUAUCAUUAAGAUUUAGCUGUUUAACUUAUAAGGAAUAUCUUUACCAAAAGAUACUGCUGCUGAUAGGAUUUUUAAACAAAAUGUUUACUUGUCCAUAUUGUGAGUGUAUACUUGGCUGACAAAACACAUGCUUAUACAAAGGGCAAUAUAUAAAUAUUUAAUUUCAACAAUGCAAUAUUUACACUUUUUGAUCAAGCACUUGCUAUGCUCCCCUAAAAAAAUUUGGGGAAGCAUAUAGUCGCCGCUUCGUCUGUCCGUGCAUGUGUCCGUCUGUCCGUGCACAAUUUUUGUCCGGGCUAUUUCUCAGCAAUUAAUGACCGGAAUUCAAUUAAACUUUAUGGGAAGCUUCACUACCAAAAGGAGAUGUGCAUAUUAUCAGGCGGUUCUGGUCGUAUGAUUUUUCACAGAGUUAUGGCCCUUUGAAAUUUCCAUUAACUGCACAUAUACAUGUAGUGCAAUUCUUGUCCGGGCUAUUUCUCAGCAACUAAUGACCGGAAUUCAAUGAAACUUUAUGGGAAGCUUCACUACUAAGAGGACAUGAGCAUAUUAUCAGCGGGUUCUCGUCAGAUGAUUUUUCACAGAGAUAGGACCCUUCGAAAUUUUCCAUUAAUUGUACAUAUAGUGCAAUUCUUGUUCGGGAUAUUUCUCAGCAACUAAUGACCAGAAUUCAAUGAAGCUUCACUACCAAAAGGAGAUGUGCAUAUUAUCAGCCAGUUAUGGUCCGAUGAUUUUUCACAGAGUUAUGGCCCUUUGAAAUUUUCUAUAAAUUGUACAUAUAGUGCAAUUCUUGUCUGGGCUAUUUCUCCCCAACUACUGACUGGAAUUCAAAGAAGCUUUAUGGGAAGCUUAACUACCUUGAGGAGAUGCGCAUGUUAUUUGUGGGUUCUGGUUAGAUGAUUUAAUUAGAGAGUUAUGGCCCUUUGAAAUUUUUAAGUUGCUAAACCAUCCAUCGUAUUAUUUUGUCCAAAGUUAUGCCCCUCAAGAUGUUUCCUUUUAUCUGAAUAUAUAGUGCAAUAUUGUGACAAAAAAAAACUUUCAGGAGCAUCACCGUCUCCGACGGUUUCUUGUUUACUCAUUAUUUCAGAAAAUGUACAUUUAACUAUCAAAGCAAAUGAAUAGUUGAGUGUGCUGUCUUGGGACUGCUCUUGCCAUUUGAACAAAGAAGGGUAAUAGAAGGGUUGUGGUUUAUUAGAAGUUUAUGUUUAAUUUUGUUCUUUUACGUUAUCAUUAUACUCAGUGUUUAUAAUCACAGCUUUUGAUAUUUUGUUAUUUGUCUCUUUUAUUUUGUUUAGUACCUAUUUAUGCUUUUAUUAUGCCUUAAGUGCAAGUCUUGGUAUAUUUAUACUUUUGUGUAAAAUGAUGAUUUACAAAUCUGAACCACAAUGUCUGAUAUUAAUAAGUCUGUUGCUCAGUUGACCAAACCCUUUGUGGGAGACGUUAGAUUCCUGUAGGUUGUGCAUGACUAUAAUGGUUACAAUUCACAGGUCUACGGUCAAGUUUAUACUUUCUAAACAAACGUGUUAACAAUUUUAUAAAUACGUAAUAAUAGAACAGUGUCUGUUCAAUAUCUUUUUUGAGACACAUAAGUUCAACCUUGACACGUGAGUUCAAAAGGGACUCGUAAGUUCAUACAAGAAAAACAAAUAUGAAUGUAAAUUGUUAAACAUUAAUAAAAGAUUUAAUGUAAACGGAAUGUAUAAAUACUGCUUAACAUUUAUUACUGUGUACAUGGGUGUAUAUGAGUAUAGGCAGUUUUUUUAACACACAUAUGAUGUGACAAUUAAAUUGGGUAAUACUUGUGUAUGAUGCUGUAAUUCAUUUCCAAACGUUUUGUACCAAGAUUACUAUGUAAGAUGUCUGUUAGAUUUACAUUUUGACAGCUAUAUACAACAAAACACAAAAUAAAUAUUUCAAAAGGGUUGUGUGUUGGUCACAGAUUGAAAUUUCUAUGCAUACCUUUGUUGGGAUUGCAUUCUAGGCCAGUGGGAUAAAGGUCACUGUUACUAAAUUUGAAAAAAAAACACACUUCCCACACAAUCACUUGUGUUUGAGAGGGGGUAAUUUGCUGUAACUUUCUUUGAAGGUAGCUUUGAUGCAGAGCUAUGUUGAGAUUGAGUUUUGAGGCAGUUACUAAAAGUAUAUAAAUUGUUUACGCUCAAUAACUUUUUUCAAGAGGGAAGAAUUGUACUGUAAUUGUCUUAAUAGGUAGCUUACAUGCAAACCUUUGCAUUGAAAGUUCAUAAAGUUCGGCAAAAUGAAAGGUAAACAAUUUAUUAUCUUAUUUCUGUGCAUGAUAACAAUUAUUGCUUUAAUAUAUGCAUUUUUAUCUUUGUGUUUACAUCUACAAUGUAACUUAAUGUGUUCAAUUCCUGAUGUGUCUUUGUGGUCAUUAUAUUUGGCUACUUACAUAUAACAUACUUUACAUUUUCAGUAUCACAAUGGAAAACUAGUUAAGUGAGCAGUUUCUUGUAAUAACAUUGUAUUAUUAUUAUUAUUAUUAUUAUUACUUGUAUAUUUUCAUUAUAGCCUUUUGGGUUUAUUUUGGGACGACCUAUGAUAGUACAUGUAAUUUAAUGGUAAGAAAUAAAAGGGAACAUGUGAUGUUUGCAUGCAAAACUGCUUGAUUUUAUAAGAAUAUUACCGUAAUUACAAAAUAAGUUGUAAUAAGGGCUGUUGCACCAGAUCCAUAUAUUGAGGAUAUUUUAAUCGUAUCACCAGUGCCUCUGGAUAUUGGGAUGUUGUUUUCAUGUACAUUCCAGAUUUUUGUGUUUAUAAUACGCACAUGAUUUGGAAAGAAAAAAAGGAUUCAUAGCCACAGAUAUUGUAUAAUUUUUAUUAUCAUCUUUUUGGUGAAAUUAUGAUAUUGAAUAACAAAAUAACAUAACAAACUAUUGGAUGUUGUACGUUAAUACAAACAUAUUAUAUAGGACAUAUUACUUCGGAUUUGUAAGUAUGCCAAAAUUUGUUGUUAUUCAAAUGUGAUAUUUUGUUGUGCUCUAUUAUUUUUUUUCAAAAGUAGUGUGAUUACCUUUAUUUUAUAUUCUUGUUUCAUUAUGAGAACAUAAAGAGAAGAACAUUUAAGAACUUACAAAAUUCUUUUAUUUAUAAUUUUAUAAACAUCAAAUAUGUGGCUGAAAUUAGUAAGAAUUUAAUAUGUUUGAUUGAAAUUAUAAAAAUUCAAUUUCUUUACAAUUUGUAUUUCAUUCAAUCUAUAUAUACAUACAUGUACAUAUAUAUGUGAUCUUACAAAGUAUUGAAAGUUUUCCAGUUUAAAUUUCUAUGUGUGAUAAUAUUUACAUAUAAUUUAGUAGAAUUGAGUAGUUUUAGUCAAAACUUGCAUGUUGCAUAAUUGCAAAUAAAUUAAAAAGGCCCGUGACCCUAUGUUUUUAUUAUCACAUAGUAUUUGUUAGUAUUAACUGCAGACAAACUUUGCAAAAUAUUUAUUUAUUGUGAAAUACAGUCCCAAAAACUGCUGCAACACCCCUUAAAGCUGUUAUUAGUUCUGUUAUUAGUUAUCAAUAUUAUCAUAUUAAUUGUUUUGUUAAUCACGCAAGCUUAUGAGUUAAGUGCCAUGAAUGGAAUAAAAAAAUGAAGUUCAGCUAAUUGUUGGCAUGUUCUGUAUGAUUGUACCAUAUGUGUCGUGUUCUGAGAAAACUGGGCUUAAUGCAUGUGCGUAAAGUGUCGUCCCAGAUUAGCCUGUGCAGUCUGCUAAGGCUAAUCAGGGAAGACACUUUCCGCUUUUAUGGUAUUUUUAGUUCCAAGGAAGUCCCUCCUUACCGAAAAUCAAGUUUAGGCAGAAAGUGGCAUCCCGGACUGCACAGGCUAAUCUGGGAUGACACUUUACGCACAUGCAUUAAGCCCAGUUUUCUCAGAACAAGGCUCAAAUAAAUUGAAACAAGUGAGAAAGCGGGAAAAUGUUUUCAUAGGUAACUUGACAUUUGGAGAAAAUUGCAUGAUUUACAAAAAUGGCCACCGUACUGUUCCUGGUUAUGUCUGUAAUAUUUUGAAUAUUUAUUUCACAUUUGAAGAUCUUUAGUACAAAUUGUGUGUCACAGAAAGGCAAUUCUCAUAUUCUGUUUAUAACUCUGUUAUUGUACAGAUUUAUUCCCCAUAGAUACUAAGAAAACUUGAAA